AUGCAGGAGGUUUUUACUCAGUUGAUUAUUUUUCCUGAUUUGGCUUCGUUGUUUAAUUAGUCUAUUAAGAGUUAGCUUUUUAGUUAGAGUUUUCAGAAUUCAUUUAUGAAGCUUUUUGUCCCAUUAAUAAAAUCAAUUAUGAUAAUAAUCUUUUGGAUGGAUGAAUAAUUAAUAAAAUUUCUAUAUUUUAGAUAUUAUUUUUUAUAAAAAAUAAUAACAAUAAAUUGGUUUCCUUUUUAUAUUAUAGAUAUUAGGAUUUUUGAUCAAAAAGAUAAAUAAAAAGAAGGUCUUCUAAUUUUUUUCUAGCUUUUGAGAACGAAUAAAUAAAAAAGAGGAGAUUAGUUUAUUCUACUUGACUUGAGAAAAUACAAAUUUUAACACUUUUAAAAUAAAAUAAAAAAUGAAAAUGAAGAAGUUAAAGAUAAUAAUGCACCUUAUUUGAAGAUAUACAUAUUUCUUUAUUAAAUAGAAUAAGUCAACUAUUUAAUGAUGAAAUAAAAUUCAAUCAUUUUAUAUUAGCAUAAAAAUGAUGAUGCAAUCAAUUAUUAGCUAAUAUAUUACCAUUACUAACUAUACCUACUUAGUGAUAUCUGGCAUUUCCUUUUUUACUUCUUCUUCUACUUUCUUUAAUUUCAUUUGCAAUCAUAUUAAUAAUAUUUAAUUCUUGUUUUCCCUCCUACUUGUCAAUACUCUCUAUGA
This is a messenger RNA of Tetrahymena thermophila SB210, 699 nucleotides long. Its product is annotated as transmembrane protein, putative. The record is from RefSeq and is a predicted model, not a curated record. The transcript is spliced from 2 exons. NCBI's taxonomy places the organism in Eukaryota, Ciliophora, Oligohymenophorea, Hymenostomatida, Tetrahymenidae.